Acanthosepion pharaonis is the source of this 573-nucleotide messenger RNA. NCBI's taxonomy places the organism in Eukaryota, Metazoa, Mollusca, Cephalopoda, Sepiida, Sepiidae. The record is from the annotation of a GenBank genome assembly.
AUGUCUUUCUAUCUAUCUAUUAGAAUAUAUUUUCUUCAUAUCUAUCUAUCUAUCUAUCUAUCUAUCUAUCUAUCUAUCUAUCUAUCUACAUCUAUUUCAGAUUAUUCUAUUGCUUCUAACUUGCUUAUUUUCUCCUAUUUCUUCCUCUCCCUAUUCCAAGAAGCCAUCCCAGCCUCCCUGCCGACCUCUUUGCGUAUUCAUCUAUCCGUGUUGGCCGACCUAUCGUCGCUUGCCGCAAUUCUAUCAGCUGGAAGUCUUGGUCGAUCACCGAGCCAAUCAUUCAGCGAUGCAUUUGUAGAUUACAGUAAACGCCCCGUUCAGCUCUCUUUCUCAUUAAAUACCUGGCGAACGGACAUUAGUGAGAUCGCCGGCGGUCAUUUUUGUGUGUGGAAUAAAGGAGGUGGGUGUUCGCGGGAUAAUGAUGUCGGCAGAGAAUGUAGAACGAAGUCUCUUCAUCACAAAGUUUCUGUUAAUAUCUAUCUAUCUAUCUAUCUAUUCAUAUCAAUCAUCUCUCUUUCUCUCUCUCUCUCUCUCUCUCUCUCUCUCUGUAUCUAUCUAUCGAUAAGAAAAUGA